Hipposideros armiger (great roundleaf bat) is the source of this 5451-nucleotide messenger RNA. RefSeq names its product fibrosin (gene FBRS). The transcript is spliced from 17 exons. The record is from RefSeq and is a predicted model, not a curated record. Lineage: Eukaryota; Metazoa; Chordata; Mammalia; Chiroptera; Hipposideridae. Bases 1104 to 4238 code for a protein of 1044 amino acids.
AGGCCGAGAGAGGAAGGAGGCGUAGGCUGAGGAGGAAGAGGGAGGAGGGGCAGGGAAGCCCUGGCUGAGAAGAGGCCCAAGACGCCAAAGGAGACAACAGGAGGGUGCGCUGGAGCUCCCUAGCUGCCCAACGGCCGUUCCGGAUCCCUUAAGGCGCAAGUCAGACACAGACGAGGAAAGGAGGAAGAGACUUUUAUGUCGGCAGACAGAGAAGCUCUACCCGUCACCGUUGCCUCACAUCCGGGGCUUUGGAGGGCUGGCCCCCGCGGCCCCGCCCCCCCCCCCUCGCGCCUUUCAUGGCGACCGGAGGCGGAGGCUGGAAGAGCUGGGCCUGGAAGAGGCCCCUUUAAAUCUCCUUAAAGGGGUGGCCACUGAACUCGGCGGACUACAACGCCAGUCUUAAAGGGGAAGCCGCCGAACAGAAGCUGACAAAUUUGUGAACUGUGCUGUUGGGAGAACUGGAGCGAGUGAAGAUUCUCACCUCUUAUUCGCCCCCACGCAAGAAGUCCUUUAACUUCAGCUUAAAGGGGAAGUGGCCGCUUGUGGGGGACUAGAAACGAACUCCCGAGCCCUUAAAGGGGGGCGGCCUGCUGUUUUGAGGACCCUGGACUCCUUAAAGGGGUGGCCUCUUUUAGCCGGAGGACUUGAGGCACUUUUAAAGGGGAGGUCUGCGUUUCGGGGCGAGCUUUCGGUCCCUUUUAAAGGGGUGGCCCUUCCUCUUCCUCGGGGAGACUGGUCUCGACCCCUGGCAGGGGGCGGCCACCGCAGUAGGCCAGCCGGACACUAUUGGGUCGUCUUAAAGGGGCCAGGGGCUGGACAAUUUGAGGCCUCGCCUUAAAGGGACGGCCGCCCCGUUUUUGCAGUCUCGGCCCCGCCGGCCCCACGGGGGAGGGGGACCCUCGGGCUUGUCGCCCCGGGGGCGGCGCCGGCUCCCCAGGCCUUGGCCUUGGGGCAAGCUCAGGGCCGGCCGAUCCUGCUUUAAAGAGGAAGCCGUGGCCCUCUCGUCCCUGUGCAGCCGCCAGCGCCGCGCCUGCCAUCCCAGGCCUGCGGACAGGCCGUUUCUGGCCCCGCUGCCUCCGGAUGCGGCACUGAGGGCGGUCGCCAUGGAGACAGCCGCGGCUCCGGGCCCGGGCUGGGCCGCUGAAGGAGAGCGGCGGCGGCGGCGCUGCUCGCGCCGAGACCGAGACCGGGAACAGCGGCGCCGCCGAGGUCCUGGCGGCGACGCGCCCCGGGCCCUGUUGGCCGCCCCGCGCGGCUCCUCGUCUUCGUCGUCGCCGCCGCCGCCCGCCAGGCCCUGGUCGUCAGCUUCAUCUGGAGAGCGGCCGGGAGGCCCCAGACGGCGGCGGCCGCGUCCCAGGCCUCGGCCCCCGCGACCCCGAGCUCGGAAGCGGCCUGCUGGCUCGGGCAGCCGCGGGGAGGAGGAAGAGGAGGAGGAGGAGGAGGAGGAGGGGGGCGCAGACGACGGGGAGGCCGAGGAGGAGCCUGAGGAGGAGGAGGAAGAGGAGGAGGACUUGAUCGAUGGCUUCGCCAUAGCCAGUUUCGCCAGCCUCGAGGCCUUGCAGAAGGAUGCCUCUCUUCAGCCCCCAGAGCGACUGGAACAUCGGCUAAAGCAUUCUGGGAAGCGGAAGAGGGGCGGCUCCAGUGGGGCCACUGGGGAGCCAGGGGACAGCUCUGAUCGGGAGCCUGGCCGGCCCUCUGGGGAUCGGGCCCGAAAAUGGCCCAAUAAGCGGAGAAGGAAGGAGGCCUCCUCCCAUCACUCCCUGGAAGCUGGAUACAUAUGUGAUGCGGAAAGCGAUCUGGAUGAGAGGGUCUCCGAUGAUGACCUCGACCCAUCCUUUACUGUCUCAACCAGCAAAGCCUCAGGCCCCCACGGCGCCUUCAAUGGGAACUGUGAAGCAAAACUCUCCGUAGUCCCUAAAGUGUCGGGCCUGGAGCGGAGCCAGGAGCAGCCCCCAGGGCCCGAUCCGCUGCUAGUGCCUUUCCCCCCGAAGGAACCACCACCUCCACCAGCCCCUCGGCCUCCUGUCUCCCCCAUUGUACCCCUGCCGGCCGCCCCCAGUCUGCCGCCCCCGCCCCAGCUGCAGCUUCGGGUCUCACCCUUUGGCCUCCGCACUUCUCCCUAUGGCAGCAGCCUGGACCUCAGCACUGGCAGCUCUUCACGGCCGCCCCCCAAGGCCCCGGCCCCUCCCGUGGCUCAGCCUCCCCCCUCAUCAUCCUCUUCGUCCUCUUCCUCCUCAUCUGCCUCCUCCUCGUCCGCGCAGCUCACCCACCGGCCCCCGACGCCCUCACUGCCCCUGCCUCUGUCCACCCACAGCUUUCCCCCACCAGGGCUGCGGCCUCCCCCACCGCCUUCCUUGUUCUCCCCUGGCCCUACCCUGCCCCCACCCCCACCCCUGCUGCAGGUGCCAGGGCACCCUGGGGCCUCAGCUGCUAACGCCCUUUCUGGUGAGUUUGGGGUCCUGGCUGGGAGGUGGGAGGCCAUGGCCCUGGGCUUGGGCCCAGCAGCUGUGGGGCAUUUGGACGUUAGCAGACAGCAGGGCUUGAGGAGGGAGUGGCUCCAGGCACUGAGGGAAGGCCAGUCACCUGGGCCCAAGGAGGCUGACAUGGUGGCGACAGGUAUUACAGCCUUCUUCCCUCCCCACCUCUCCCCUCCCACAGAGCAGGACCUGAUCGGCCAGGACCUGAACUCUCGCUACCUGAAUGCCCAGGGUGGCCCCGAGGUGGUGGGGGCAGGGGGCUCGGCCCGGCCCCUGGCCUUCCAGUUCCACCAGCACAACCACCAGCACCAGCACACCCACCAGCACACCCACCAGCACUUCACCCCUUACCCCCCGGGCCUGCUGCCACCCCACGGCCCCCACAUGUUUGAGAAAUACCCAGGAAAGAUGGAAGGCCUUUUCCGGCAUAAUCCCUACGCGGCCUUCCCUCCUGCCGUGCCCGGCCUGCCUCCGGGCCUCCCGCAGGCUGUCUCCUUUGGCUCCCUGCAGGGGGCUUUCCAGCCCAAGAGCACAAACCCCGAGCUGCCACCACGACUGGGGCCAGUGCCGAGCGGGCUUCCCCCAAAGGGGACGCAGAUCCCCGACCAUUUCCGGCCACCUUUGAGGAAACCAGGGAAGUGGUGUGCCAUGCAUGUGCGCGUGGCUUACAUGAUCCUGAGACACCAGGAGAAGAUGAAGGGCGACUCCCACAAGCUUGACUUUCGGAACGACCUCCUGCCCUGCCUUCCGGGGCCCUACGGGGUCCUGCCCACUGGCCAGGAGCUCUCCCACCCAGCCGCCUCCCUCUUCACUGCUACUGGUGCCGUACACGCUGCAGCCAACCCGUUCACAGCACCUCCGGGGGCCCACGGACCCUUCCUUAGCCCGAGCACCCACAUUGAUCCCUUUGGGCGUCCCACAAGCUUCGCCUCGUUGGCUGCCCUUUCCAGCGGGGCCUUUGGCGGCCUGGGCAGCCCCACACUCAACUCUGGCGCCGUCUUUGCCCAGAAAGAAAGCCCAGGGGCCCCACCAGCCUUCGCUUCCCCCCCAGACCCGUGGGGCCGCCUGCACCGCAGUCCGCUGGCCUUUCCUGCCUGGGUCCGGCCUCCUGAGGCCGCCCGGACUCCAGGCUCAGACAAGGAGCGACCUAUGGAGCGAAGGGAGGCCUCGCUCAGCAAGGAGGACAAAGACAGGGACCUCCCCUUCUCACGGCCCCAGCUGCGAGUGUCUCCUGCCACCCCCAAGGCCCGGGCCGGAGAGGAAGGGGCCCGGCCAGCCAAGGAGUCUGUGCGGGUGAAGGAGGAACGGAAGGAGGAGGCUGCUGCCGCCGCCGCUGCUGCAGCAGCUGCCGCCGCUGCCGCGGCUGCUGCUGGGCCCCAGGGCCUCCACUUGCUGUUUGAGAGGCCCCGGCCACCCCCCUUCCUGGGCCCUAGCCCCCCGGAGCGCUGUGCGGGCUUCCUGGAGCCAGCCUGGCUGGCAGGGCCCCCUCGUCUUGCAAGGCCGCCUCGCUUCUAUGAGGCAGGCGAGGAGCUGACUGGACCAGGGGCAGUGGCCGCUGCCCGCCUCUAUGGUCUGGAGCCGGCCCAUCCCCUGCUGUAUAGCCGCCUGGCCCCCCCGCCACCGGCUGCGGCCCCGGGAACCCCUCACCUUCUCAGCAAGACCCCACCAGGAGCCCUUUUAGGGGCGCCGCCUCCACUUGUGCCCGCCCCCCGGCCUGGCUCCCCACCCAGGGCCCCUGGUCCAGCCCGGGCUGACAGGUGAGGGGAGGGCCGGGGCAGGGGCCAAGCUCCAUCCCCCUUUCCUCUUGACAAGGUCCUAGAGCUGAGGUUUCCAGCCAGGGCUGGAGGGCAGAUGGCAUGACCUCACCAGCCACCUCUGAGGUCAUGGAACCUGAGAGCAGAGCCCCAACCUCCGUGAGAUCAAGCAUCAGAUGAACCUUGGGGUCACUGGGAGGGUAGAGGUCACAGCCUCCAGAGAGAGGGGGUGUGUGUGUGUGUGUGUGUGUGUGUGUGUGUGUGUGUGUGUGUGUAUAUACACAUAAAUGAGAGUGAGGGUCAUUUCAGGGGUCGUAGCUCAUGACCACCUGAGGUGUACCAUCUCCCCUUAUGAGGGCCCCUAGGCCCUUGGCCUGCCUCCCCAAGGGCUCACUAAGCCAGAGGCCAAAGUGCCCCCCCCUUCACCUACCACCCAAGUCCUCAGGCCCUCUUAGGGCUGGGGGAGGAGGGGCUAAAGGAAGGGGGGUUCCAUGUACAUAUUUAUCUCUUCCACAUAGCCCUCCAGACCUUUUGUACAUUUUUACAGGGGUGCCCCUCCCAAUAACCCCCCUUCCUGGUUAAUUAAAUCCUCAGACUGGUGCUGUGUUCCUAGCCUCUGGCCUCUCUGUGGGGAGAGGGGAGAUGGCAGGGGGCAUUGCUGGAAGGGGACAGGCAGGCCCGGGGUUCUCCCUGGGAAUGUGGGGUCUGGCAGGAGGUGGACCAAUGGGAAGGGACCUGGGUGCCAGGCUGGGAAGAAGGGCACGUGCUUCCUGCUUGUCUGACAGCCCGGUUCCCCCACUUGUUCCUGUUACCCCUGUGUGUCCCCAUCCCCAGUGGCUCAACCUCUAAGCUUCAGAAUCUACUUAGCGACUCAGUGCCCCCAAUCCAUGUCCAAGUGCCCCCAGGACUCCUGGGCCCUGCUCUCCAGAACCCUGUUCCCAGAGCCCUGCCCCAGGCUAAGGGGGGCCAGAGGAGGUCACCAUGUACCACACACCAAAGAAGGGGGUCGGCCUGGGGGGGGGGCCACACAGGUAGCUCUGUCAGCAGCCUCUCUGCAGUAGCCCCAGCCUUCCCAAAGCAGCAGGUGCCCCCAGGCUGGGGCCCAACCUUGAAGGCAGGGGUCAGUUUCACAAAAACAUAAUGUUGACUUUUUUCCCAGGUGGGGCUUAUUCUGUAAUAUGACUUCCGGAUAUUUAUAUAAAAAUGAGUGUUACAAUGAG